This is a messenger RNA of Syngnathus acus (greater pipefish), 1080 nucleotides long. Its product is annotated as interleukin-6-like. Gene Ontology annotation, biological process: neutrophil differentiation; myeloid cell development; macrophage differentiation. The coding region runs from base 62 to 730 and encodes 222 amino acids. The transcript has 5 exons. Gene Ontology annotation, cellular component: extracellular region. Lineage: Eukaryota; Metazoa; Chordata; Actinopteri; Syngnathiformes; Syngnathidae. The record is from RefSeq and is a predicted model, not a curated record. Gene Ontology annotation, molecular function: cytokine activity; interleukin-6 receptor binding.
GAGAAGUCAAGACAUGUUCCACGAGAGCAGGCGGUCAAGGCAAGAGUAAUCUCGACGCAACAUGCCCAACAUGUACACGCAAAUUCUCGCGGUGGGCUUGCUGGCUUUUCUAGUACUGCGAGCCAAUGGAGCUCCGUUGACAGAAGCGACCACCGUCUUGCCAUUAAGCGACACCUCAAGUGAGGAGGAAACGGCGCCCUCUGACCUGCUGACCUCUGCUCAUGUUUGGGACUCGGUUCUGGGUACCGCUAAAGAACACCAGAAAGCUUUUGAUGAUGAAUUCCAAAACAAUGUCAAGUUUCAUUUACUGGAGCACUACAAAGCACCUCAGUUUCCAGCAAACUGCCCCAGCUCCAACUUUAGCAAGGAGGCUUGCCUGCACAGACUGGCCCAAGGUCUGUCCACUUACAUGAUUCUUCUCAAGCACGUGGAGAAGGAAUAUCCCGGCAGUAGAAUUCUGUCUGAGGCCAAACACUACUCUGAACUCCUGCUCUACAAUAUCAAACAAAAGAUGAAAAAACCAGAAGAGGUCACAGGCCUGAGUAGCAAUGAGGAAGAGAGCCUAUUGAGGUCACUGUACCACCCCGAUGCUUUCCACAGAAAGAUGACGGCGCACAACAUCCUGCGGAAGCUCUACAUCUUCAUUGUUGACGGCAAGAGGGCGCUGAGCCGCAAAGAACGGCGAAGGGGAAAACUUGCCAAGGUCGCCAUGUUUAGUUUAUUGCGCUAGUCACGUCCGCCACUGAAGCCCGUCGGAAAAGUUGGGCAAAACAUGAAGUGAAUUAAGGAAGUUCUUGUAUCUGCACUGACGUGUCGUAACCCACUGACGGAUUGAUGAUGUAUUUGUUUUUGCAUGACGCACUGAGGUUUUUUUUUUUAUUCUGUAGAUAACAUAUUUAUUGCUCACUCAAAAAAGGCAUUGUGAGUCUAAGACCUUAUUUAUUGCAAACAGUAAUAUGAAUUAUUUAAAGAGGAUAUUUAUUACAUGUUGUUUUUAUACUUGAAGGCAUGGUAAUUAUAUUUAUUAUUUAUUUUAAACUGAAUGUAUUUUUAAAACAUGAAUAAAACUAUAUUUGCUUA